Coregonus sp. 'balchen' is the source of this 667-nucleotide messenger RNA. The record is from the annotation of a GenBank genome assembly. Lineage: Eukaryota; Metazoa; Chordata; Actinopteri; Salmoniformes; Salmonidae.
AUGGAAGCAAUAGGGGCCAUUACCCGCAAAAGAAGAGCCACUAUAUCCUCUGGAAAAGGUGUUACUUUGAAACAAGUGAAUGGACGGUCAGCGGUUGAUGAAAGUAUCAACGGCCCCGGUGACAGCGGCAACAUUGUAACGAAGCGAAAUGUAACCGAUUUGCCUUCUACAACGUCAAAGGAAAGGAAGAAACGAAUAGAUGUUCCUAAUGAUAGACAGAGGUGAGGCAUAAACUAACAAAACCCGGACGUGUCCUUAUAGUGGGGUGAAUUUAUGCCAGGGAAAACAGCUCGUGACUGUAUUUAUUACUGCACCUACUUGUGAAAUCUUCCCUUAUAUGAACACUAUUUAUAAUGGCGUAGAAUGAAUUAUGUGCAUAUUACUUUGAACCCUUUCGCAUAGUCUAUAUGUCACCCAUGCUGGUUCAGUAGGCUAUAUGUCAUUUUGAAUCUCGAAGGGAAGUCAGUGGUGUGUUGCGGAAGUCAUUUGGGAAGGGUAUUUCAGAUCAGUUAACUAUAGCUGUAGUAUAGUAAAUGAGUGCGCACGUAUUCAAACUAUCCAUGUCUCUUCAUGCCCCAGUUGCCACAGGUUGCAGGAGUCCCUGUUGAGCUCUGCCAGUGGUUACAGGAACUACAGAGGAGUCCUCAACUGGUGUGUUGUCAUGCUG